CGAGAUUGUCGGGCCCCUUAUCAACCUGCUCCUCCACCGAUCCCAGAUCCCCGACUCGGCCAGCAUUGUGGAUGCAGCUCAGCGCGCCCAGCAGGAUUACCUGUCCUCGCUCGCCCAUCAGCACUGCUCCCUCGGGGAGAUCCAGCACGCCCUGAACCUCCGAGGCCGCCCGCUGUUCAACACCCUGCUCUCCACCAAGCCCGUCAACGAUGCGCCCUCGUCUACUCAAGAGACGCGCUUUUCGAGUGUGAGCAGCUACGACCCCUCCGACUACGACAUGGCCGUCAACAUCCAGAUCGCGGGCCAGGAGCUCGUCGGAGUGGAUCUGGACUACUGGACCAACGUCUUCAGCGACUGGCAGGCCCGCCAGAUGUCCGGCGCCCUGCUCUCGAUCUUGCACCAUCUCUCAGGGUCCAGCGCCACCACCACAUUUGGAGACCUUAAUCUGAUCAGCCCCGAGGAUCUCGCGCAGGUGGAACAAUGGAACGCAACGGCGCCGCCGCCUGUCGAGCGCUGCAUCCACGACCUCGUCUUGGAGCAGCAGGCAGUCCGGCAGCCAGCCCGGCCAGCCAUCUGCGCCUGGGACGCCAGCUUCACAUACGAAGAGCUUGACCGGGUCUCCACAGAUCUGGCACACCACCUAGUCUCCCUUGGUGUGCAGGCAGAGACCAUGGUGCCCAUUUGCAUGGAAAAGUCUGCAUGGACUAUAGUCGCGAUGCUCGCAAUCCUCAAAGCUGGUGGUGCCUUUGUGCCCUUGGACCCAUCGCAUCCCCUUCAGCGGCGCCAGGGUAUCGUCGAGCAACUCAACUCCGACGUCGUCGUGGUCUCUCCUGAGACCCGCGAGAACUGUGGCUUGGGAGCGGAGAAGAAGACGACUGUCGAGGUGUCGCCCGCCCUGAUCGCCUGCCUUCCAUCCCCGCAACCUAGACUGACUGGUCGAGCACACGGCGGCAACAGCAUGUAUCUCAUCUUCACCUCCGGCAGUACUGGAAAACCCAAGGGAGUCGUGAUUGAGCACGCCGCCGCCUGCACCAGCACCACCGGGCAUGGAAAGGCCAUGGGAUUCGCACCCGAUACGCGUGCUCUCCAAUUCUCCUCGUACAGCUUCGAUGCGGCGAUUGCUGAGGUUUUCACGACCUUUGUCUUUGGCGGCUGUGUUUGCGUGCCGUCUGAGGAUCAGCGCAUGGGCGGCGAGAUCGAGGCCGUCAUCAACGAAAUGCAGGUCAACUGGGCGUUUUUCUCGCCCUCUUUCGCCACAACGCUCAGCCCCGAGCGUCUCACUGGACUGAGGACCCUGGUGCUUGGAGGUGAGGCAAUCCGAAAGGAAAACAUUCAAGUCUGGGGAGGAGGCGUGGAUCUCAUCGACGGCUACGGGCCCACGGAGACCUGCGUGUUCUGCCUGUCUCGCUCGAUUGCCUCCAAUACAGAAGGCCCCCAGGGAGUUGGCCGUGCAGUCAGCACCCUCGCCUGGAUUGCGGAUCCCAACAACCACGACCGCCUGGCUCCAUUGGGUGCAGUCGGCGAGCUGCUCGUUGAAGGCCACUCGCUGGCUCGAGGAUACCUCGGCGACCUGGAGAAGACAAACGCUUCCUUUAUUAUAGACCCUCGCUGGGCCAACGCCCAGGGCCGUGGGAUGGGCCGCCGCCGUAUGUACAAGACCGGGGAUCUCGUGCAGUAUCAACAGGAUGGGACCUUGAACUACAUCGGCCGCAAGGACCACCAGGUCAAGCUGCGAGGCCAACGCUUUGAGCUGGGCGAGAUCGAACACCAUUUGACCCAGCACGCAGUGGUCCGGGACAGCCUCGUCCUGAUGGUGCGGGCUGGCCUGUGCAAGGGCCGCGUCGUCGCCGUCGUUUCCCUCGCAGCCAUCGCCCCAGCAUCGAGCUCGGAGAUUGAACUCGCCGUCGACGAGGGCAUCUGGCUGCAGGUCUCGGCUGUCAAAGACCACCUGGCAAGCCAACUGCCCUCGUUCAUGGUACCAACGCUGUGGAUCGUCGUCCGGAGCGUCCCACUCAACACAUCCGGCAAGCUGGAUCGCCAGCGUGUCAACGUAUUCAUCGAGGGGCUCUCGCAGGAGACGUUCAGCGCCCUGACGCAGGCAAACGAGGAGGCCACCGGGACAUCCAUCCCGGCCACUGCCACCGACCGCCGCGUGCAGGAGAUUGUGGCCCGCGUCCUCAACCUGCAGCCCGCGGCCACCUCGCUCAGCCGUUCGUUCGUCGGCCUUGGAGGCGACUCGAUCACGGCAAUGCAGGUGGUCAGCCACGCCCGGCGCGAAGGGCUCUCGCUGCGGGUUCCGGACAUCCUGCAGAGCGCGAGCCUUGCGCAGGUGUCUCUCUGCGUCCGCCCCGCGCGCCUGUCCUCCUCGAUCCCCCCCGAACGGCCCGGGGAAGAGUUUGCCCUGUCGCCCAUCCAGCAGUUUUAUCUGGAUGUCUGCAGCCAGCAGCCGACCCUGUCCAACCAGAGCUUCUUCCUUCGCCUCGGAAAGCCAGCCAAAGCGCAUCAGCUAAUUCAAGCAAUCGAUGCGGUUGUCCGGCAGCACUCGAUGCUCCGUGCUCGGUUCAGGCGAUUGCAGCCGGGGUCCAACUGGGUGCAGCUCAUCACCAACGACAUCUCUGGCUCGUACCACUUCCAGGCGCACCGGCUGACCGACCGCACUCAGGUGGCCCGCAUAAUGACGGACAGUGCACGCCGUCCAGAUGCGCAAAACGGGCCCCUGCUCUGCGUGGAUCUCUUCGAUGUGCAAGACGAAGGCCAGCUCCUCUUUAUGGUCGCGCACCAUCUGGUGAUUGACAUGGUCUCUUGGCGGGUGUUGCUGCAGGAUCUCGAGGACCUCCUUCUCGGGGGCACAUUAAGCGAUGAGCCCGCUCUCUCCUUCCAGUCGUGGACUGCCAUGCAGGCCGAACACGCGCAGACCCUUACUGUUGCCACCGCCCUUCCGUAUCACGUUCCGAUGACCCCAGAUAUGGCUUUCUGGGGUUUGGAGACCACGUCCAAUGUCUACGUGGAUGCCGAACUGGCGAGUUUCACCCUCGACGAGCCCUCGACAACAGCGAUGCUGGGCAGCUGCAAUGGGGCCUUCCGAACCGAGCUGACCGAUCUCCUCCUCGCCGGGCUGCUGCUCUCCUACAGCCAGACAUUCCACGGCCGGGCACCCUCUGUCUUUGUCGAGGGGCACGGGCGUGAGCCCUGGACUGCAGACAUCGACCUGUCUCGGACUGUUGGCUGGUUCACAGUAAUGGCUCCUGUAUACCUCGCCCCCGAGAUGCUCCACAGUCUCGCCAAUACGAUCCGUGGCGUUAAGGAUCUCCGUCGGAAGCUGCCCAACGCGGGAUGGGACUACUUCACGAGCCGGUACCUGUCCGCCAGUGGCCGCGAGGCCUUUGGCCACCACGGCCGCCCCGAAAUUCUGUUCAACUACUUGGGUCGCUACCAGCAGUUCGACCGAGAUGACGCCGUGCUGCGACAGGAACCUCGGACGGCAGCGGAGAGCCAGGUCUUUGACACCGACCUGCAUGCAAACAGAAUGGCCCUGUUUGAGAUCUCCGCAACUGUGCUCGACGGCCGACUGCAGGUCAAUGUGGUGUACAACAAGAAGAGCCGGCACCAAGCCGAGAUCCAGAGCUGGGUGCAGCUGUACCGCAGUAUGCUGCAGCACAUGGCUGACACGCUGCCUUUGCAAGCGCCUGAGCCCACACUCAGCGACUAUCCUCUGAUGCCCAUUGGGUACAGCGCCCUCGAGAAGUUCCAGAGGGAAUGUCUCCCUGUGCUGCCCGCUGCCGACUUUUCGGCGAUCGAGGACUGGUACCCGUGCUCGCCAAUGCAGGAAGGACUGCUCCUCAGCCAGCAUCGCCAAAAGGGGGCGUACGAGUCCUUCUUCAUGUUUGAAGUGGUGGGAAACUCGAACGUCUCCGUCGAGCGGUUGAACCACGCCUGGACGCAGGUUGUUCAGCGUCAUGCGAUUCUUCGCAGCAUGUUCGUCAGCAGCGUGCGAGACGAAGGCCUGUUUGAUUCCGUCGUCCUCAAAACCCUUACUCCCGACACCAGUUACCGAUUGAUUGAGGCCGAGCAGGACGAUCCGAUCACAGCCCUCUCCGCCAUCCAGACCCCUGAUAUCCACUGCCGCAAAGCACCCCCUCACCAUCUCACGCUGUGCACAUCCCGCGACGGGCGAGUCUACGGACGCAUCGACAUUGACCACACUACGUUUGAUGGCCGAUCCAUGGGGCUCAUCUUCCGCGACUUGGCCCGGGCCUACGAAGGGACGCUCAGUGCCGACAAAGCCCCGUCGUACCGCUCGUAUAUCCAGCACUUGCAACACAAGGCGCCGAUGGAAGCCCUGAACCACUGGACCGCGUACUUGCAAGGGGUCGAGCCCUGCUACCUGCCUGUUGCAAAGACCCAGUCCGAAGACCGCGGCCAGCUCGAGUACGUUGAGGUGGACCUGUCGGUGUUUGCGAGCCAGUUGCAGGCCUUCCAGCAGGCGACGGGGACAACCAUCGCCAAUGUCAUCCAGGCCGUCUGGGGCGCCGUCCUGCGCUGCUACACGGGAUCCGACGAUGUCUGCUACGGAUACCUGGUCUCCGGCCGGGAUAUUCCGCUGCCAGAUGUCGCGGAGAUUGUCGGUCCCUUCAUCAACAUGCUUGUGUGCAGGUUGAGCGUCGCCCCUUCCAGCACCGCCGCCGACCUCGCAAGGGCCGUGCAGUCCGACUACCUCCAGAGCCUGCAACACCAGCACCUAUCUCUCGCAGAGAUCCAAAAUGUGAUUGGUCUGGCAGGAAAGCCGCUGUUCAACUCGAUCAUCACGAUCGAGGCGCCCGCCGAUGCGGUGCAGCGUGAUGGCUCUUCUGUGCGUUUCACCACCGUCGGAGGACACAGUCCGACAGAGUACGAUCUCACCCUUGGGGCCGUCGCAUCCAAAGAGCGGCCCAGAGUGAGCAUUGGAUACUGGACUGCCAAGAUGUCGCGAUGGGAGGCAGAGAACCUGGGCAAGACGUUCAGCAAAGUCUUUGAGAGCCUCGUCCAGCGACCAGACGCGCGCGUCUGCGACCUCGACAUGGUGCCCGGGGACCACAUGCAGAGCAUCAUGCACUGGAACUCGACGCUGUCCGCGGCCACCAGCAGCACGCUGCCCGAACUGAUCGGCGUACAGACCCUCCAGCGUGCCAACGAGAUGGCGAUCUGCAGCUGGGAUGCGGAAUUGACCUACACAGACCUCAACAGCUAUUCAAACCGCCUAGCGCAGCGUUUGGUGGACCUGGGCGUCGGUGCAGGCGCCUUCGUCCCGAUCUGCAUGGAAAAGUCGGCCUGGGCAGUGGUUGCCAUGGUCGCUGUGCUCAAGGCGGGUGGUGCGUAUGUGCCCUUGGAUCCUUCCCAGCCUUUGGCCCGGCGAGAGGCAAUUGUCACGCAGCUGAGCUCCACUGUGAUCAUCGUGUCGCCCGAGACGCAGGACAACGGCCUAUCCUGCAUGCAUAUAGUUCAAGUGUCGAAGAAAUCGCUGCAGUUGCUGCCUUCCCCGGCCACUGCUCUCACCUGGCGUGCCGGCCCACACGAUGCGGCGUAUGUGAUCUUCACAUCGGGCAGUACAGGCACACCCAAGGGGGUGGUCAUCGAACAUGCGGCCGCGUGCACCAGCGUAAUGGGCCACGGCCGGGCCAUGCACUUUGACAGCACAACACGAGCGCUGCAGUUCGCGUCCUAUGGAUUCGACGCGAGCAUCGCAGAGAUCUUCACUACCCUGGCCUUUGGCGGUUGUGUCUGUAUCCCGCGCGACGAAGACCGCACCGCAGACAUUAUCCACACGAUGAACAAGAUGCGCGUCAAUUGGGCCUUCUUCACACCCACGUUUGUCACGCUCAUCGACCCCAACCAGGCUACACACCUCGAGACGCUUGUUCUGGGCGGAGAGGCGAUGCGGCAGGAGAAUGUGGACGCAUGGGCCUCGAAGGUGCGCCUCAUGAACGGCUACGGACCGACCGAGGCAUGUGUCUUCUGCCUCACCCGGGAGGUGACGGUGGAGGACAAUAGGGCUUCCAAGCUCGGGCGUGCGGUGAGCAGUCGAUCGUGGAUUGUCGAUAUCCAGGAUGUCAACCGCCUGGUCCCUGUCGGCUGCGUGGGCGAGCUCGUUGUCGAGGGCCACUCCCUGGCACGCGGCUAUCUGCACGACUCCCAGAAGACCGAUGCUGCGUUUGUGCCCAGUCCCCCCUGGGCAUCUCGCCUCAAGGACUCCGCGCCUAGAAUAUACAGGACCGGCGAUCUCGUGCGCUAUGAGCAAGAUGGAUCCCUCACGUAUCUGGGUCGCAAGGACGCCCAGGUCAAGGUCAACGGGCAGCGCCUUGAACUCGGAGAGGUCGAACAUCAUCUCCUGGCCCACAAAUCGACCAAAGACGUGGUAGCUGUGCUCCUCAACGAAGGGCCAUUCAGGAACAAGCUCGUGGCCGUCCUUUCGCUGCACGCGCUGGCCGACGGCGAGCAGAUGGCGCUCAUCGACAACAGCAGCAAGACCCUCGCCCUCUCUCUGCUGUCCAGCCUGCAGGAGUCGGCCUCGCAGAAACUGCCCGAAUACAUGGUGCCUACCGUCUGGGUCCCUCUGAAACAACUCCCCUUGAACUCCUCGGGCAAGAUCGACCGCGCAAAGAUCGCCAGCUUCCUGCAGUCCGCAGACGAGGAGAUGUAUCAGCGAGUGUCCGCCCUCUCCGCCGAUAGUGAGCAGACCGAGCCGGCCACGGCCAUGGAGC
This is a messenger RNA of Aspergillus versicolor CBS 583.65, 6737 nucleotides long. RefSeq lists its product as uncharacterized. The record is from RefSeq and is a predicted model, not a curated record. Gene Ontology annotation, biological process: amino acid activation for nonribosomal peptide biosynthetic process; secondary metabolite biosynthetic process. NCBI's taxonomy places the organism in Eukaryota, Fungi, Ascomycota, Eurotiomycetes, Eurotiales, Aspergillaceae. Gene Ontology annotation, molecular function: phosphopantetheine binding; catalytic activity. The transcript has 3 exons. The annotation marks the transcript as partial. Gene Ontology annotation, cellular component: cytoplasm.